Messenger RNA from Aaosphaeria arxii CBS 175.79, 2181 nucleotides. Its product is annotated as DNA lyase-like protein. Gene Ontology annotation, biological process: base-excision repair. Bases 105 to 1922 code for a protein of 605 amino acids. The record is from RefSeq and is a predicted model, not a curated record. The transcript has 3 exons. Gene Ontology annotation, molecular function: DNA-(apurinic or apyrimidinic site) endonuclease activity; phosphoric diester hydrolase activity; zinc ion binding. NCBI's taxonomy places the organism in Eukaryota, Fungi, Ascomycota, Dothideomycetes, Pleosporales. Gene Ontology annotation, cellular component: nucleus.
CAAAACUACUGGAGAUUAACAAGACGCGUUUACUGAAGUGAAAUAGAUACGUUUCAUUGCGCACAAGUGAUGUCUCACGUCAGUGGCUCAGAUUGGUGGCAGCAAUGGUUCGCAUCACGACUUGGAAUGUCAACGGCAUCCGUAACCCGUUCGGGUAUCAACCAUGGCGCGAGAACAGAACUUUCAAUGCCAUGUUCGAUAUAUUAGAGGCCGACAUCGUAAUCAUGCAAGAACUGAAGAUUCAAAGGAAGGAUCUUCGUGACGACAUGGUGAUGGUCCCCGGCUGGGACUGUUAUUUCAGUCUACCGAAGCAUAAGAAAGGUUACUCGGGCGUUGGUAUAUACACACGUCAAUCUGCCUGCGCGCCUAUUCGAGCCGAAGAGGGUCUCCUAGGUGUUCUACAUCCUCCUGGUUCAUCUGUGGCAUAUCGUGAACUCCCGGAAAAUGAGUGCAUCGGCGGCUAUCCUAGCCAGGACCAAAUAGCAGACUGGGGAGUUGAUCCGCUAUAUCUUGAUUCUGAAGGGCGUUGCCUUGCUCUUGAAUUCCCGGCCUUCGUUCUCUUUGGCGUCUACAGCCCAGCAAACAGCAACGGGCAAAGGGACAGCUUCCGCUAUGGGUAUCUCUGCGCCCUCGAUGCCCGCAUACGGAGCCUUGUCAAGAUGGGCAAGAAUGUCAUCCUCACUGGCGAUCUCAAUGUCUCUAGAGAGGGCAUCGACACAGCGAAUUCCCUUGAGCAAAUCAAAUUGGAAGGUCUGGAUGCGUAUCUCAGUUCACCAAAUAGGCGUCUCUUCAACCAACUUGUGUGCAAUGGAAGAGUUAUCGGCGAACGUGACACAGGAAGGGAGGAGCCGGUGUUGUGGGACAUUUGCCGCGAGUUCCACUCCACUAGAGAAGGCAUGUAUACCCACUGGGAGCAGAAGAUCAAUGCGCGACCUGGAAAUUUUGGUUCUCGAAUUGACUAUGUUCUGUGCAACAAGGAGAUCAGCCAUUGGUUUUGUGAUUCCAAUAUUCAGGAAGGCUUGAUGGGCUCAGAUCACUGCCCUGUGUAUGCUACGACGAAGGAUGUCGUGGAAUGGUGCGGCGAGCAAGUCCACAUCACAGAUAUACUCAACCCCUCCGGUGUGUUUCAAGACGGCAAGCGAUGCAAGGAAUUCGACCCAAACAAAAACCUGCUGGCGAUGUCAGGCAAGCUGCUUCCUGAAUUCGAUGGCCGUCAGAGUAUCAAGGCGAUGUUCGCCAGAAAACCCUCAGUCCCAACUGAAGGGCCGUUGGGAACAAACGCAGCCUCCAAUGGGGUUCAUCUUCUCGAUUCAUCGAUACCCCAAAGUUCACAAGAUGCGAAGACUGAAAGCGGCACCACUCAAACGUCCACUGACUUAACUCCGAUGAGUCCUCGUAAGAUAUCGCAAAAACGUCCUCCUCCCGCAUCGCCAGCCAAAUCCACGAAGCGAUCCAAACCAUCGAUGGGUGCCUCAAACGCAAAACCGCUCGCCAAAGGACAGCAAUCUCUCAAAGGGUUUUUCGCACCCAGAACUAGCUCGACGAAACCCGAGCCCAGUUCCAAUCAUUCGAGUCAAAUAUCAGAUUCACUCUCACUGGAUAGGCAAUCGCCUGGGCCAGAUAUAGCACCGAUGCUUUCGCCUUCCUCUGUCUCCGCAUCCGUCCUUGAUCCGGAGCCAUUCAUUGACCCAGAAGCCUCAAAGGAGGGCUGGACAAAAUUGUUCUCCAAGAAACCCCUACCGCGCUGUGAGGGGCACGGCGACGAGUGCAUUAGCUAUACUACGAAGAAGCCUGGCGCUAAUUGUGGGCGGAUGUUCUAUCUUUGCCCUAGACCGGUCGGACCAACAGGGCAGAAAGAGCGCGGAACGCAAUGGCGGUGCCCGACAUUCAUUUGGGCAAGUGAUUGGAAGAGCGCAGGGUGAAGACGUCGAUGCGGAAGGUCUUUGGACAAAGAAAGCUUGCUACCCGCUUGGCUAAUAAUGCUUUGCACAAGCCUGCCUGUACCUUCCGAGGCGCUCUCCGACGACUCUCUAGAGCACUCUUCCCUCAAAUCAGCACCACCAUUGCGAAGAGCAAGCACUACAUGAGGGCAUAUCAUCAGUGUUGGCUGGUUCGAUCCUGGCAAAGGCACGCAAUGCGGUAUGUCCCGGACCCAUUCGAUCUGUACAGAAGGGUGUAAGG